Molecule: messenger RNA, 807 nt
Organism: Haliotis rubra (blacklip abalone)
Lineage: Eukaryota; Metazoa; Mollusca; Gastropoda; Lepetellida; Haliotidae
Product: gastrula zinc finger protein XlCGF7.1-like
Exons: 2
Coding region: 1-807 (268 amino acids)
Biological process (GO): regulation of transcription by RNA polymerase II
Cellular component (GO): nucleus
Molecular function (GO): DNA-binding transcription factor activity, RNA polymerase II-specific; RNA polymerase II transcription regulatory region sequence-specific DNA binding
Source: RefSeq, a predicted model, not a curated record
AUGUCAUUUGGAACUUCAUCGGCAUCAACGUCGGGCUCACAGUCUCAUCAGUCUGUUGCCCAAGACAGAGCCUUCUGUAAACCACUCCUGCAACGUCUGUGGUUCUUUGAGGCCCACAAGCUGAAGUUUCACCUGGAGACCCACAAAAGACAAGAGGACCGUCAGCUGCCAUAUCGCUGCGUUAUAUGUCUGCGUCAGUAUCACAAUCGUCAGUCUUGGAAUGAUCACAUGAACACCCAUACUGGAGCCAAACCGUACAAGUGUAAUGUGUGCCCGUCAACAUUUGCCCAUCGCAUUGGUCUCCACAGACACAAACUCACCCAUGAGAAAGAGUGUCCAUUCAAGUGCCCCUAUUGUAGUCGUGGUUUCAAGGUCAAGGCCAACCUUAACGCUCACAUAACAAUGCAUACUGGCAUCAGCAAACACACAUGCAAUGCUUGUGGGAAGGUGUUUACAGUCGCCACCUCACUCCGUCGUCAUAAGUGUCAGCCGAUUGGCUCGAAACAGGAAUCGUCUGAGAAGGAAACAGAAGAGCCGUACACCUACAUGUGUGGCGUUUGUAAUAUGACCUUCCAGACCCUCGAACUGGCAGAGACUCAUUCCCUGACUCAUGUAGAUGGCGCCACCGGGGAUAUGAGUCUGGUGGGUGUCCAGGUGGAAGAGGUGACUGACAAUUCAGAUUUCGCUACAUCUGGUUCUGUGGAUGCGUCAACAACUUACAUUGUACAUAACAAUGGCCAGUCUGUUACUGCCAGUGAUAUUUCAGCUAUUAUAUCGUCGGUCGAAGAAUAUCAGUCAAGAAGGUGA